CGCUAACGCAGACAUCCCUGCGUUGAUUCAAACCACAACAUCGCACGCACAGACGAAUUCGCCCAUGGACAACCCGAUUCCGAGUCUCAUCACUCUUGCUGCUGCUUUUUCUGUAGUUGUUGUCCUCCGCCGCUUCUUCGGCAGCAAGAGUUUUUCCCCUGCACCGCCCCUGCCACCGGGCCCACGCAAGUUGCCAUUCGUAGGGAACUUGUUCUCUGUGUCCAAAGGCCGAGAGUGGGAGGCCUACGCCCGGCUGGGCCGGGAACUCAACUCGGAUAUCAUCCACCUCGACAUGGCAGGGACGCAUCUCAUCGUGCUCAACUCGGCCCAGGCUGUUGACGAUCUGCUGAAUAAGAAAUCGGCUUUGUAUUCUGAUCGACCAAGAUUCACGAUGUUGCAUGAUAUCUUGAGAUACGAUUUCAGUCUCACAACCAUGGAGUAUGGCCCUCGUUGGAGAAAAGCCCGUCGACUGCUGCAUCAACAGGCCAACUUUGAGACGGCGAAACAAUUUUAUGCCACACAGGAAUCUGCCUCACGCCGAUUUCUAAAAAGCCUUCUGACUGAUCCCGUAUCGCUGCAGAAAAAUAUCCAUCGGCUCAUCGCGGAAACAAUAUUAUCCUUCGCAUAUGGCCUGCCGAUCCAGCGUGAGAACGAUCCGCUGGUCGGAUUGUCGGAAGCUGUCACCCGAAUCGGGAUGGAAGCAGUCACUCCAGGCCGAUUUCUCGUCGACUCGAUCCCGAUGCUCAAGCACUUUCCUGCAUGGUUCCCUGGCGCCGGUUUCAAGCGAAAUCUCCAUGAGUGGCGGGCACUCGGUCGCUCCGUCGUUGAGGCUCCCUUCGCGCAGGCCGCUGGAAUGCCCACUCUGUCUUUCAUCACCGCAUGCCUCGCAAACAGCCCAAUGGAAGAUGAGCAGACCAUCAAAGGAGUCGCUGCAACAAUGUAUACGGCAGGCCUCGAUUCGACCAUGGCGGCCGUGUCGACGUUCUUCUUGGCUAUGCUCGCGAAUCCGGAGGCCCAGGCCACUGCGCAGCGUGAGAUCGACGCGGUCACGCACGGCGAACGGCUCCCCGACUUCUCUGACCGCGAGAAGAUGCCGUACGUUGGGGCACUGGUCAAGGAAGUGCUGCGCUGGCAUGUCGUUACUCCGAUUGCAAUCCCGCACCGUGUUACAGUCGAAGACGAGUACAAGGGCUAUCGGAUCCCUGCUGGUGCUUAUGUCGUCGGCAACAUGUAUGAAUUGCUUCGCAACCCGGCGACGUUUCCAGACCCGGACAAAUUUUCACCUGAACGGUUCCUCGACGAUUCCGUGGCGAGGGACAUGAUUGGAUCGAUCGAAAUUGCAUACGGAUUUGGGCGCAGAAUCUGUCCUGGGCGCCAUGUGGCGAUGGCCACCCUAUGGAGUGCGUUCUCUGGCGUUCUCGCCACAUUCCAUAUCGCAAAGGCCGUGGAUCAGAACGGAGACCCCAUCGAGCCAACGUACGCAUAUGAUUCUAAUCUGAUCGACGCACCCGUCCCAUUCGAAUGUCGUAUAAUCCCGAGGAAUGAAGAACUUGCCAAGCUUCUCUCCGGAGAAGAGGAAUAGAGUUCAGAGCAUACCUUCCGGGCCGGGGGCGGGCCGCAUAUAAAAUGACUCUUUAAUGUAACUUUUUUUCGGUGGACAGUAAAGAUUAUUUGAGAUGGAUG
This is a messenger RNA of Mycena citricolor, 1683 nucleotides long. The record is from the annotation of a GenBank genome assembly. Lineage: Eukaryota; Fungi; Basidiomycota; Agaricomycetes; Agaricales; Mycenaceae.